Messenger RNA from Pogonomyrmex barbatus (red harvester ant), 1283 nucleotides. It is a transcript of the gene Nthl1, whose product is annotated as Nth-like DNA glycosylase 1. The record is from RefSeq and is a predicted model, not a curated record. Lineage: Eukaryota; Metazoa; Arthropoda; Insecta; Hymenoptera; Formicidae. Gene Ontology annotation, molecular function: oxidized pyrimidine nucleobase lesion DNA N-glycosylase activity; DNA-(apurinic or apyrimidinic site) endonuclease activity; DNA binding. Gene Ontology annotation, biological process: base-excision repair, AP site formation; base-excision repair; nucleotide-excision repair. Gene Ontology annotation, cellular component: nucleus.
AUGUUAAUGUUUCGUUUGCAAUGACACAACGCUGCCAACCUCAAGUGAACAAGCGGAUAAAAAAUUACUUUUUAUACAUUAGCGGGAAAGGUUAUACCAAUUUCGAAUGGCCGCAAGAGGUAAACAGUCUUUUCUCGUAAAACUGAAUUCAAUAAUUCGACAAUACCGUGACGUGUUUCAUUUGAUAAAAUGAGCAAACGGUUGAAGUUAGUUGGUCUCGCAUCGUCGAGAACUUUACGUUCAGGAAAAACUCUUGCUAAUACGGAUUCUUCGGAGAAGACGUCACCUUAUUUCGCCAGGAAGAAGAGAACCGGCUCGAAGAAACACAUACCGAUCAAGAUCGAAUACGAAGCGGCUGAUGACAAGACAAAUAUCGAAGAUACUAAUCUAAUAUCAGAUGUUGCGAUAAAAACUGAAAAUGUUGAGACAUCAAUAGAUACAAAAGAUAUUAAAAUUGAAAAACAUGAGAUAGAAGAGGAGUAUGUAGAGCAAUCGACAGAUUUAAAAAACAUUAAGGAUGAGAAACAGUGGACACCACCGAAUUGGGAGACUAUUUUUGAAAAUAUUAAAGAAAUGAGGAAAUAUGAGACAGCUCCAGUUGACACAAUGGGCUGCCACAAGUGUACAGACCCUAAUGCCACUCCUGUGAUAUCCAGAUAUCAAUCAUUAGUAGCUCUGAUGCUGAGUAGUCAAACAAAAGAUCAAGUUACGCAUGCUGCUAUGCAGCGUCUUAAUAGUUAUGGUUGUAAACCAGAUAUAAUAGCAGCCACUCCCGAUGAAGUUCUGGGCAAACUUAUAUAUCCAGUUGGAUUUUGGAAAAGGAAGGUAGAAUACAUAAAAAGAACGUCAGUGAUCCUUCUAAAUAAAUAUAAUGGUGACAUACCAAAAACAGUACAAGAAUUAUGUGAAUUACCAGGAGUAGGUCCUAAAAUGGCUCAUAUAUGCAUGAGAACUGCAUGGGGAGAAGUAUCUGGUAUUGGUGUGGAUACACACGUCCAUAGGAUUUGCAACAGAUUAGGAUGGGUAAAAAGAUCAACCAAAACACCAGAGGAGACAAGAAAAGAACUGGAGGAUUGGCUUCCUAGAUCAAUGUGGAGUGAAGUAAAUCAUCUCCUUGUGGGAUUCGGUCAAGAAACUUGUUUACCUCGAUUUCCUAAAUGUUCAGAAUGUCUUAACAAAGAUAUCUGUCCAUAUGGUUCAAAAAACAUAAAGACAAAGAAGUGAUGUUUAUUUAUAUGUACACAAUGUUGAUUACAAAAUAUAUUUAUUUAGAUUUUUUGCAG